Molecule: messenger RNA, 1381 nt
Organism: Juglans regia (Persian walnut)
Lineage: Eukaryota; Viridiplantae; Streptophyta; Magnoliopsida; Fagales; Juglandaceae
Product: cold-regulated protein 27-like
Exons: 6
Coding region: 83-865 (260 amino acids)
Biological process (GO): response to cold; regulation of circadian rhythm
Source: RefSeq, a predicted model, not a curated record
CCGUCACCGAAUUUAUUUCUCCUCCUUCUACCUUCUCCUCGUCCUUCUUGUUCUCAAUUAUUUUGAAGUUCUUAUCGCAAAUAUGGGGGAUUUAAGAGCAGGAGAAACUCGGACGAGCCAACCCACUUCUUCUACAAUAUCUAACGACGGGUCGUGCGAGACCAAGGAGCCUUCCAGCUUGGGCAAUCUGGUGACGGAAUCUAUGUCUACAGAAUGGACAGAUGAGAAACACAGCUUGUACCUCAAGUCCAUGGAAGCAUCAUUUGUAAACCAGUUAUAUGAUUCCACGGAUUCUCUUGGUUUUUGCCGCUUGUCAGAUUCAACAUACUCCAGGAAAAAGUAUCUUAACACUCGCACCUCUUCUGGCCAGUUUAAGGUUCUUCUAGGUGGCCACUGGAAGGAGAUUAAUUUUGACAGAGCUGUUGAGCUUCAGCUCAAGAAAGCAGACGGGUCUAAAGGUCUUCUGGCAAGUCCUUGGAUACGGCACUUUAGAUCUGGAUGCACACCACGUGUUGUAGCAUCUGCAGAUCUCCAGAACAAUGUUGCAUCCAUAAGUGAAGCUUUGGAUUUAGUUGGGAACCACACAGUGUUCUGCGGAUCAGAUAAUUGUAAUUUGAAGCACAAUCGUGCGUGUCACUUUCAUCUAGACCAUCAUGAUUUGGUUAGCAGCGACACAGAGGUGUCUGAUCAGAACUUUGCUAAUGAAGAAGCUGAAGGAGAAAAGGAAAGCCUUAUGUGCAAUGCAAAAAGGAUGAAAUCUUGUUCAAGUGAUGCUAUCAAUGAUCAGAGGUGUCUGAUCAGAACUUUGCUAAUGAAGAAGUUGAAGGAGAAAAGGAAAGCCUUAUGUGCAAUGCAAAAAGGAUGAAAUCUUGUUCAAGUGAUGCUUCUAUCAAUGAUCAGGUUGUUCCACAUAAUAACUCUCCCACAACAGAAGAUGUUACCAAGAAUUGUCUCUUCGGCUAGGUGAAAUCCGUGACUAGCCGACAUGGAAACGACCGACUUCUAAGAAGGAGGUUACUGAUCGAACCGUGCAUAUCAAUAACAAGGAGAUCUAACAGAAGUAUUAAAUGCUGUGCGAGAUGAAGGGGAAAAGUGGCUUUGCGGUUCUUAAGCUGUUCUGGUGGUUCUUGCCUAGCAUCAGUGCAACCACAUAGGAAGUAUAAAGAUUGUGGGAGCAUGUGCUAUCCUGGCCAUCGAUCUAUGUGUGUACAUACAUACAUUGAUAUAUAUCACUGCCACUAUUCUGGUACUAUACUAGGACUUUUGGCUGUGUUGGAAAUUGGAGCCGUGUUGAAUGACAUCUAGGCGUUACUGAUUGAUUAUCUGCAAGAAUUUCUUCCAGAUGUACUGAAUACUGAAUAAGAUUAUCUGCAUCUAGUUC